AUGAUUCAAAGACAAACUAGCGAUUUUACUGGAAGUAAUUCACAUCUUAGCGUCCUCUUCGGACCGAUUACGGUGGUUGCAGUGUACCCGACAUUCGCCAUCCUCUGCUGGGAGGCCCCACAGUCUGUUAAAGGAAGUUUUCCUUUUGGAAACAUCCAGUGGAACUACACAACUGAGUGGAAUGGGUCCCACGCCCAUGCAGCAGACCCUCUCCAUCUUUCAUCGGAUGCUUCACAUAUUGCCAUUCCCCUGGUCUACCCUGGCGAGACGGUUUACGUGCGCGUGAUUGCCAAGGGCCAUCUAAAGAACGGCACGGUCGCGUUAGGAUCGGCAAAAAUGUCAUUUUUGGCAACCUGCACGACACCUAUGCCAUGGUUGAGGCCUGGAGCACUCGACAGUCCUCUUUUGUUCGAUGCGUUAUAUAUGUGUGCAAUUGAUUGUAUACCAGCGAUCUUUUCGCAAUACCGUUCUGACAUCGAUCGUAUUGAUGAUAAAGGUUAUUGCAUCCUAGACACGGCUGCCCAUUGCCACAAGCUUCAUGUAUUAUACAAAAAGCCCCAGUCGCCUGCUAGGAGCUCUUCCAUUUACUAUCUCGUGGUGACCAGUAGUGUAAAAAACGAAGGCCGAAGGAAAAGGCUUUCCACUUCUUCUCUUCUAGAAACGCUCCGGGCAGAGCAGGCAGCGGUGUUUUUUUGCGGUGUUAGUGAGCUUGGCGCGAUUGCGGCGAUGAACGCAUACAGCGUGUUUGCAUUCCUAGCUCAACACACCGAAUCGGGCCUGAUGGAGGAUCUGCAGUCAUGCGUGUUUUGCAUAGCGUAUGGUACCGCCCGCCGGUGUUUUACACAUGAGCUGCCUUUGCUUCGCAAUGCUGCGUAUCUUAGUGGUAACGUCCUUUUCUAUUCCGGACUUCCAAGGCGCUGCGAUGCCGCGUCGGGGCUCUCUGACGUUAUGUCUACCGCGGGUGCCACCUCACUGCUUACCAGAGAGCAGGAAGGAGAGCCACGGGGCGUGCCUCUUGGCGUGCGCACAGUCCCUCUACUAAACCCUCAGACGGGCUGCUCUAAACUUUUGCUCGAGAUCUCUAGCAUAGACCCUGUGACUGACGAGGAGCACUUGGAAUGCCUAAAUAUUGCCCAUCAUCUAAACUUAUUAUGCGAGCUAGUACUGCCUCAUAGUUCUCGUGGUCUUCUCGCGCCGUACAUUCAUAGUGUACGCUAUCGCGUCAUUGAUAUUGCGACACUUCUGUUAGAUAUUCAGGGCCAAAAUCUUCAAUUCAACCCGUUUGUUACCGGCGUAUGCUGCUCGAGCGGCUUCCCGUUGGUGAUGACUACACGAAGUUUUUCUUCCGAUAUCAUCACCGUCUCGAUCUCUUUAAUGCAGAUGGUCGUGCAGCCAGGUCUUCUCUGUGGCAGCUGCGUCGAUCUAUCGAGCGGUAGCCAUUUGUUAGUCCAGCUGCUGGUUCAGACCGACUUGGGAAUCGUAGAGACUGAGACACCCGUUCCGAUUUCCAUACCUUCUGGGAUGAUUGAGCUCAUGCGUCACGCAUGUGACACUAAAAGCGAUUUUUCAGCUUGGUUGACAGGGCUUCCGUCUGUUUUCGUGGAUGCCAGUGUUAAUUGGUUGCCCUUUAUUGUUGGCAGUGGCACUCGUGUUGUGCAUGCAGGCAGCGCGUCAAGCCAAGGGGACCGCAUUAAGCAGAAACUGAGCAGCCUGUCUUCGGUAGCAGAGCUGUCUUUCCACUAUGCGUGUCACCAGCAACAAACUGAGGGAGGGUUCUUAGCCUUUGUAUCUGCUGUUGCUUCCAGGUUUAUGAGGAAACCUGACCCGGAAGUGGCGGGGCUUCUUAUCUUGUCUUCACCCCCUCAACUCAAGGAGGCUAUCUUUCUCAGUCAAGUACUUGGAGCAUACAAUGAGGGUAAGGCGACGCGUCUGACAGAGUUUUUAUCGCAUAUGUCCUCCUGGAAGAUGCGAAUUUUUCGCGGUUUACCUCAUCUCAGUGAUGCGACCUACGAAAUGAUCCUGCAGCGUCUGCUUCUCUUGUUUCAGGAGGUGGAUGCCGCUCAUGAGCUGUCAUUGGUAGGUAUGGAGCUUCUGCUCUAUGCGAGUGUGCUUCAACAUCUUCGCAGUAGCGAUAGCAACAUUGGCUCAGUAGAAGGCCAUCUCUAUCCUUGGAUCACGGACACCUUAUCCUUUGAGAAAUUUUACGAGCUGCUCUGUCCACUUUUUCUUCCUUAUUGCUCCUUGUCGGGCGACAUUGAGGCUAAAAUGGUGCGUGAAGUGAGCCAACUGUGGAGCAUUUGUUUACUUCUGGAACUACGAUGCGUGCAGGCUCUUAUUCAUGUGGCAGCAGUAACCGGUUGCCAUGGAAGUGGACGGUCUACGAUUAUCAACACCCUUUUUUCAACACUUUUAGAUUCAAGAGUGGUUCGGAGCAACAAAGAGGUUGUAUUGCGGCAGAUCGACGGAGACGAAUUGGAGCUUAUGCAGCAGGUUCUGGGCCUCGGCAUGUCAACUACAGUGUUUAUCGUGGGGGAGCUUUCUGAUUUCUCUGGUACAGAAUUUUCCUCAAUUGUGCACACCGUACAGAGUAGUGUAAAGGACUACGGACGGCAAAAAGUUCAACUUGUAGUGUCAAAAGUAGAUGAACAUCUACAACACUAUGGAGCGAUAAUGCAAAGCGAGUUGCUUUCCCUAAAUAACUGCAAGGAGGCUGAGAUAUUUGAAGCGGCGCGGCACGCUCUAGACGCCAUGGCUUCUGCGCUGCCCGCUCACAUCCAGGAGUCUGUCUUAGCUCUGUCAUUGCUCCCCUCUCCUUUAUGUAUUCGAAGCCUCUUUCAUCGCCUCGGCGGGCGUGAGGUCCAAGGUGAGGAUCUGUUUGCCUCUGCACUGGUGCAUUUUUCUCGUCAAGCACUCCUUCACGCCAUCACUGAGGGCCUUCAACUGGACACUAGCCUAUGA
This is a messenger RNA of Phytomonas sp. EM1, 2958 nucleotides long. The record is from the annotation of a GenBank genome assembly. Lineage: Eukaryota; Euglenozoa; Kinetoplastea; Trypanosomatida; Trypanosomatidae.